Rhinopithecus roxellana (golden snub-nosed monkey) is the source of this 3223-nucleotide messenger RNA. It is a transcript of the gene NAALADL1, whose product is annotated as N-acetylated alpha-linked acidic dipeptidase like 1. Lineage: Eukaryota; Metazoa; Chordata; Mammalia; Primates; Cercopithecidae. Gene Ontology annotation, molecular function: carboxypeptidase activity. Bases 1 to 2238 code for a protein of 745 amino acids. The record is from RefSeq and is a predicted model, not a curated record. The transcript is spliced from 18 exons.
AUGCAGUGGACGAAGGUGUUGGGGCUGGGGCUGGGGGCUGCUGCCCUCUUGGGGCUGGGGAUCAUCCUGGGCCACUUUGCCAUCCCCAAAAAAGCCAACUCACCGGCCCCCAGCAUCUCAGCCCCCCAGGACCUGGACCUGGAGAUCCUGGAGACCGUCAUGGGGCAGCUGGAUGCCCACAGGAUCCGGGAGAACCUCAGAGAACUCUCCAGGGAGCCACACCUGGCCUCCAGCCCUCGGGAUGAGGAUCUGGUGCAGCUGCUGCUACAGCGCUGGAAGGACCCAGAGUCAGGCCUGGACUCGGCCGAGGCCUUCACGUACGAGGUGCUGCUGUCCUUCCCUAGCCAGGAGCAGCCCAACGUCGUGGACAUUGUGGGCCCCACCGGGGACAUCAUCCACUCCUGCCACCGGACCGAGGAGAAUGUGACCGGGGAGCAAGGGGGGCCAGAUGUGAUACAACCCUAUGCCGCCUAUGCUCCUUCUGGAAACCCACAGGGCCUCCUCGUCUAUGCCAACCACGGCACGGAAGACGACUUUAAGGAGCUACAGACUCAGGGCAUCAAACUCGAAGGCACCAUCGCCCUGACUCGCUAUGGGGGUGUAGGGCGUGGGGACAAGGCUGUGAAUGCUGCCAAGCACGGGGUGGCCGGGGUGCUGGUGUACACAGACCCUGCCGACAUCAACGAUGGGCUGAGCUCACCCAGCGAAACCUUUCCCAACUCCUGGUACCUGCCCCCCUCAGGAGUGGAGCGAGGCUCCUACUACAAGUAUUUUGGGGACCCUCUGACUCCCUACCUUCCAGCCAUCCCCUCUUCCUUCCGCCUGGACCUUGCCAAUGUCUCCGGGUUUCCCCCAAUUCCUACACAGCCCAUUGGCUUCCAAGAUGCAAGAGACCUGCUCUGUAACCUCAACGGAACUUCGGCCCCAACCACCUGGCAGGGAGCACUGGGCUGCCACUACAGGCUGGGUCCCGGCUUCCGGCCUGAUGGAAACUUCUCAGCAGACAGUCAGGUGAAUGUGAGCGUCUACAACCGCCUGGAGCUGAGGAACUCUUCCAAUGUCCUGGGCAUCAUCCGCGGGGCUGUGGAGCCUGAUCGCUAUGUGCUAUAUGGGAACCACCGAGACAGCUGGGUGCACGGGGCCGUGGACCCCAGCAGUGGCACCGCCGUCCUCCUGGAGCUCUCCCGUGUCCUGGGGACCCUGCUGAAGAAGGGCACCUGGCGUCCUCGCAGAUCAAUCGUGUUUGCGAGCUGGGGGGCUGAGGAGUUCGGGCUCAUCGGCUCCACGGAAUUCACAGAAGAGUUUUUCAACAAGCUGCAGGAGCGCACUGUGGCCUACAUCAAUGUGGACAUCGCGGUGUUUGCCAACGCUACCCUUAGGGUGCAGGGGACACCCCCUGUCCAGAGUGUCGUCUUCUCUGCAACCAAAGAGAUCCGCUCACCAGGCCCUGGCGACCUGAGCAUCUACGACAACUGGAUCCGGUACUUCAAUCGUAGCAGCCCAGUGUACGGCCUGGUCCCCAGCUUGGGUUCUCUGGGUGCUGGCAGCGACUAUGCACCCUUCAUUCACUUCCUGGGCAUCUCCUCCAUGGACAUCGCCUACACAUAUGACCGGAGCAAGACUUCAGCCAGGAUCUACCCCACCUACCACACAGCCUUUGACACCUUUGACUAUGUGGACAAGUUUUUGGACCCAGGCUUCAGCAGCCAUCAGGCUGUGGCCCGGACAGCGGGGAGUAUUAUUCUCCGGCUCAGUGACAGCUUCUUCCUGCCCCUCAAAGUCAGUGACUACAGUGAGACACUCCGCAGCUUCCUGCAGGCAGCCCAGCAAGACCUCGGGGCCCUGCUGGAGCAGCACAGCAUCAGCCUGGGGCCUCUGGUGACUGCCGUGGAGAAAUUUGAGGCAGAAGCUGCAGCCUUGGGCCAACGCAUAUCAAUGCUGCAGAAGGGCAGCCCUGAUCCCCUGCAGGUCCGGAUGCUCAAUGACCAGUUGAUGCUCUUGGAACGGAGCUUUCUGAACCCUCGAGCCUUCCCAGAGGAACGCUACUACAGCCAUGUGCUCUGGGCAGCUCGCACAGGCUCCGUAGCCACAUUCCCCGGCCUAUCCAAUGCCUGCGCCAGGGCCAAUGACACAGCCUCUGGAUCUGAAGCUUGGGCUGAGGUGCAGAGACAGCUCAGCAUUGUGGUGACAGCCCUGGAGGGUGCGGCAGCCACCCUGAGGCCUGUGGCUGACCUCUGACCUCAGCCCUCUUCCUUCUGCCUGUGGCGGACCUCUGACCCCAGCCCUCUUCCUUCUGCCUGUGGCGGACCUCUGACCCCAGCCCUCUUCCUCUGCCUGUGGCGGACCUCUGACCCCAGCCCUCUUCCUCUGCCUGUGGCGGACCUCUGACCCCAGCCCUCUUCCUUCUGCCUGUGGCUGACCUCUGACCCCAGCCCUCUUCCUUCUGCCUGUGGCUGACCUCUGACCCCAGCCCUCUUCCUUCUGCCUGUGGCGGACCUCUGACCCCAGCCCUCUUCCUUCUGCCUGUGGCGGACCUCUGACCCCAGCCCUCUUUCUUCUGCCUGUGGCGGACCUCUGACCCCAGCCCUCUUCCUUCUGCCUGUGGCGGACCUCUGACCCCAGCCCUCUUUCUUCUGCCUGUGGCGGACCUCUGACCCCAGCCCUCUUCCUUCUGCCUGUGGCGGACCUCUGACCCCAGCCCUCUUCCUUCUGCCUGUGGCGGACCUCUGACCCCAGCCCUCUUUCUUCUGCCUGUGGCUGACCUCUGACCCCAGCCCUCUUUCUUCAGCCCUCCCUUUACCCCAACCCUCUCCUGCCUGCUUUCCUGAGAUGUCCUGGUCUUCCCUGGUGCCAGGAGAGGGCACUACCACAGGACCCUCUCAAGCUUCUCAGGCAAUAGCUUGAGGUCCGUGAGGGGAGUGGCACUCCCUAAUGCAACUCACCCUCAUCCUGGUGCUUAGGUGGCAGAGGGUGGGCAGCAGGGGACAGGGAUGGGAUGGCAAAACCACCAACUGCUCUUGGUGGUGGGUAGGUGAAGAUGGGAUGCAUAAUGCCAACCUCAGAUGCCAACUCAGAUCAUUAAGGCCAAGGACCAGUGGCGAAAGUGAGGCAUGGGGUGCCUUAGGCCUUGCCUGGUCUGCGUUCCUCUCCCUACAUGCUGUGUAUCCUAACUCCCUACAACAGCCCCUCAAAUAAACACAUCUAGUGACUGGUACCAACAAAA